Gracilinanus agilis (Agile Gracile Mouse Opossum) is the source of this 1897-nucleotide messenger RNA. RefSeq names its product phospholipid phosphatase 5 (gene PLPP5). The record is from RefSeq and is a predicted model, not a curated record. The coding region runs from base 1 to 786 and encodes 261 amino acids. Gene Ontology annotation, molecular function: phosphatidate phosphatase activity. The transcript is spliced from 8 exons. NCBI's taxonomy places the organism in Eukaryota, Metazoa, Chordata, Mammalia, Didelphimorphia, Didelphidae. Gene Ontology annotation, biological process: phospholipid metabolic process.
AUGGGUACGGCCGCUCUGGGGGCCGAAGUCGGUGUGAGGAUCGCACUCUUCGCAGCCUUUGUGUUGAUGGAGCUUCUACCGCCCUUCCAGAGGCUCAUCCAACCUGAAGAGAUGUGGCUCUACCGCAACCCCUACGUGGAGAACGACCACUUCCCCACCACGCCUAUGUUUUUGAUUGUAUUUCUGUGUCCUCUCUCCCUGAUCCUUUUGGUUAAAUGUCUCAAGAAAGCAGACGGGGCCGACACCAAGCAAGCUUGCCUGGCUGCCAGCCUUGCCCUUGCUUUAAAUGGAGUCUUCACCAAUACAGUGAAGCUGAUCGUGGGAAGGCCGCGCCCCGAUUUCUUCUAUCGAUGCUUCCCAGACGGGCAGGCCAACUCCGAACUGAUCUGCACUGGGGACAAGGAGGUGGUCACGGAAGGCCGGAAGAGCUUCCCCAGUGGGCAUUCCUCUUUUGCAUUUGCUGGACUGGCCUUCACGUCCUUCUACCUGGCAGGGAAGUUGCACUGCUUCACUCCACGAGGCCGUGGACAGUCCUGGCGGCUCUGUGCCUUUCUCUCACCUCUCCUCUUUGCAGCAGUCAUCGCUCUUUCCAGAACCUGUGAUUACAAACACCACUGGCAAGACGUGCUGGUGGGAUCCUUGAUUGGCCUUUGUUUUGCCUACCUCAGCUACAGGCAGUAUUACCCUUCCCUGACCGAUGCCGAAUGCCAUAAGCCGUUCCACUGCAAGCGUCUUCUCUCUACCACACACGAGAAACGUAGUGUCCCCCAUAGACUUGAUGUUUAGGAACUUCACCUACCUCCCAAGACAACAACAGCAUUCCAUGCUGACUCAUACCUCUUAACUGCCACAAGUGAGGACCUGGGCAAGACUGAACCCUUUGUCUUUCUGCGUGGCCAUAUCUGUACUGGCUCUUUUUUGCCACUGUACCAUUAGAUAAUCUCUUAUUGGGAAAGACCUUUUGAAAUGUAGAAGAACCAAGUUAAUGGUGAUAAAGGUGGGUUUGUUUGUUUGUUUUUAAUGAAAUAGUACCCAAGAAACAAAUAAAAAGGAUAAAUUUAGGCCAAGGAGUGAUAUCCUCAUGAAAUUAUUGUUAAGUCAGAAUUAUAGAACUUUUUUAAAAGGCAGUAAUAUAUACUCAAGUUACACAGAUGGUUUCGCCCAGCUUCUGACCGCCUACAUUAGACAUCCUGACUGCAUUAGGUUCACUGGGACUGAUUGGAUGGGAAUAUUUUCAGUCAAUUUAACAUUUAAUUCAAAGGCAGAGCCCUUGUAACCUUCUGUAUAGCUCUGUGUAUCUGCUCUAUCUUUGAAGCAGAAAAACAAAAUGCCUGUGUUAUAACUAGAGUUGAAAUAUCAGAAAACAAGACCCUUUAUUGCCCAGAGUCUCUAAAAUUAGAGCAGAACCAAACUUAUCUUUCCCGUCACUGUUACCUAAAUAUUUGAAUAAAAAAAUGUCCAAAUAUCAGAUCACUGUUCUAUGUUACAUGUCCUCAGCAGAGCUUACAUGUGAAGAUUUUUUAGUACUGUAGUAAACAUAAUUUGUUGUACAUAUAUAAAGGUCUGAAGAAACCCAAUAGGAGUAGAAUUUUAAUGAGUUUAAAGCAUAAGUCCACCACCUCAACUCUACCUUUCCCAUGAACUCUUUUUAUUAGGGACCAAAGAGUGAUAGGUAGAGCCAAAACAAAACUUUCUAUACAUAGCAUUAGCUUGGCCAAUUAAAUUAUUCCUAAUGUGGGGCGGGGGGAGGAGGGGUAGGUGAUUUAGUGGUUUGAGAGCUUGGCCUGGAGAUGAGAGGUCCUAGGUUCAAAUAUACAAUGUUAGGCACUCCCUACCUAGAUGACCUUGGAGAAGUCACUUAACCCCCAAUUCCUAGCUCUUACCUCUCUCUUUAGUC